AUGGCUUCUCACUCGCUGAGUUGCAGCGUCCAAGUUGUGGUGUCAUUGAUCAUCUUUUCUUCUCUUCUACUCGCUCAUCAUGUCUCUUCUUUUGAGUUCCAAGUUGGUGACAAGAACGGUUGGGGCGUUCCUCCUGCAAAUGACAGCAAAAUCUACAACACCUGGGCCUCUCACAACAGAUUCAAGGUUGGCGACACCAUCUGUUUCAAGUACAGGAAGGAUUCUGUAAUGCAGGUGAAUGUGGAAGGAUAUAAGAACUGUAACUCCACACGCCCCAAUUUCUUCUCCAACACUGGGAACACAAUUUUCAAUCUCGACCACGCUGGACUUUUCUACUUCAUCAGCGGAGCAGCCGGUCACUGCGAGAGAGGACAAAGAAUGAUCGUAAGGGUGCUGGCACACGAGGACUCUCUGUCGGGUACUGGUGGGGGUGGGGGUGGGGGUGGCAGUUCUUCGGGUUCCAGAGUAGCAGUUUUAUCAUAUGGAGUCGCCAAAUUAGUCAUUGUUCAGCUUGUUUUAUCAUAUACCGUUUCCUAUAUCUUCUAG
Molecule: messenger RNA, 546 nt
Organism: Ilex paraguariensis (yerba mate)
Lineage: Eukaryota; Viridiplantae; Streptophyta; Magnoliopsida; Aquifoliales; Aquifoliaceae
Source: the annotation of a GenBank genome assembly